Coregonus sp. 'balchen' is the source of this 10095-nucleotide messenger RNA. Lineage: Eukaryota; Metazoa; Chordata; Actinopteri; Salmoniformes; Salmonidae. The record is from the annotation of a GenBank genome assembly.
UGCAGAGUUCUCCCUCAGCCCUAGCCAGCCUCAGUGUGUCUUUAUGGCCUACGCCAAUGUGACCUGCUACUGGACACCUGGACAAGGCUCUCCCUCAGACACACGCUUCACACUGCAGGUCAACAUGUAAGACACCAUCACGUGCUACAACAUCUACGGCACAAGUUAAUGGUUGUGAUUGUAUGAGGCCCCUUAGACAGAGGAAGAGGCAGUACUUGAAUACCAAUAAAUCCUUCAACGGUCAUGUGGUUUCCUUAUGUUUGAUGUGUUUGAUACCGUUCUAUUAAUUCCAUUCCAGCCAUUACAACAGGCCCAUCCUAUAGCUCCUCCCACCAGCCUCCUCUGUUCUAUUUCAAUGAGUACUCUACGCCUUGACGUCUCCAUGGCCACAGGCUGAAUGAGGAGAUUUAUAAUAUAAUUCAUAGAGUUUAAUAAUUAUAUUGAUGGCAAAGCUCCCAGCAUAAGUUGCCUAAUGCCUACCCAAAGCCAUUCUGGUGUAUCAACUUUAUCAUUGUGUUUCAUCAUGUGUGAAAAAUAUUUGAGUUUAUGGUUAUUUCCUUGGUUUGUACUUAAAAAUGACAUUGUAACAUGUUUAUUACACAGAUCUGUAAAAUAAGAUAUUGUCAAAGUUGGUGCUCAUUAAUCUUCAGGAAACAUCAUGUGAAACACCUGACUGCAGGGAUCUGAGGGUCGGAUUGGGUUGUUCUGAGGCUGAUACAAUGGAGAUUAAUUGUUCAGGAAACUAUUCAGGAAACAAACAAAAAAAAAGGUUGUUUGUGUGUGUGUGCGUGUAUGCCUGUGUGUGUUUGUGCCUGCAGAACCGGGUGCGAUGACCCUGUGAUCCAUCAGUCCCAACUGUGUCAGACUGUUACCCAGACCCACUGCUCUGUUAACGUGACCUAUCUGAGCCGCUGCUACUGCAUCAGGGUCCUGGCCGACAGCUCUCACACAACAGCCAGCUCACCCAGCCUCUGCCUCAAUGCCAUAGACGCAGGUAAUACACAGUGUCAUACAAUAGACUAUACAGAUUAAGGAUCUUAAUUUGAUCACCCUGUUGCAGGAUAAUAUAGGAAAUGUAAAAUGUGUAGUGUAUUUGAAGUUUAAAAAGGCUUCUGAAGUUUGUAAUUUCCACUGAUUGAUUUUCCCUUAUGAAAAAUGUAUCAACCCCUACAAAAAUGUCCAUUAAUUACAAACCACAUAAUAAUUCACAUUUCCUGUUGCUGCAGGAUUAUUUUCCUGCUAUAGCAAAAUGGCUCAAAUUAAGAUCCUACAUCUGUACGCACAUGUUUUACACACAUCUUACUUUACAUCUAACCCUUUGUCUUUCUCUCCCCCCAGUGAAGCUGCCCACCCCAGUCCUCUCCAAUGUGUCGGCAGUGAGAGGCAAACCUAGAUGCCUGAAGCUGCAGUGGACUACCAAUACCAGCUUCCCGGUGACCAGGAAACAUAUCUCCUCUGGUGCUCUGGUCUACCAGCUGCAGUACAGCACAGAGGAGCAGGUGUGUGGCCCACUGUCAUCUCCAAUCUAUCAGUUACUGAUGGACCAUAUAAUGUAUAAAGUGUGAUGUGUAUAAUAUACACUACCGUUCAAAAGUUUGGGGUCACUUAGAAAUGUCAUUGUUUUCGAAAGAAAAUCAAAUUUUUUGUCCAUUAAAAUAACAUCAAAUUGAUCAGAAAUACAGUGUAGACAUUGUUAAUGUUGUAAAUGGCUAUUGUAGCUGGAAACGGCUGAUUUAUCAGCAACCAUCAGUCCUGUGUUCCAAUGGCACGUUGUGUUUGCUAAUCCAAGUUGAUCAUUUUAAAAGCCUAAUUGAUCAUUAGAAAACCCCUUUGCAAUUAUGUUAGCACAGCUGAAAAGCUAAAACUGGCCUUCUUGAGACUAGUUGAGUAUCUGGAGCAUCAGCAAUUGUGGUUUCGAUUACAGGAUCAAAAUGGCCAGAAACAAAUAACUUUCUUCUGAAACUCGUCAGUCUAUUCUUGAUCUGAGAAAUGAAGGCUAUUCCAUGCGAGAAAUUGCCAAGAAACUGAACAUCUCGUACAACGCUGUGUACUACUCCCUUCACAGAACAGCGCAAACUGGCUCUAACCAGAAUAGAAUGAGGAGUCUCAACGUCAACAGUGAAGAGGCAACUCCGGGAUGCUGACCUAGGCAGAGUUGCAAAGAAAAAUAAUUUUGCCCAUCUAAAUCAUUUUUUUUUAUUGGCCAGUCUUUUUCGUUGCAACUCUGCCUAGGUCCGCAUCCCGGAGUCGCCUCUUCACUGUUGACGUUGAGACUGGUGUUUUGCGGGUACUAUUUAAUGAAGCUGCAAGUUGAGGACCUGUGAGGCGUCUGUUUCUCAAACUAUACACUCUAAUGUGUUUGUCCUCUUGCUCAGUUGUGCACCGGGGCCUCCCAGGGCCUCCCACUCCUCUUUCUAUUCUGGUUAGAGCCAGGGAGUAGUACACAGCGUUGUACGAGAUCUUCAGUUUCUUGGCAAUUUCUCGCAUGGAAUAGCCUUCAUUUCUCAGAACAAGAAUAGACUGACGAAUUUCAGAAGAAAGCUAUUUGUUUCUGGCCAUUUUGAUCCUGUAAUCGAACCCACAACUGCUGAUGCUCCAGAUACUCAACUAGUCUCAAGAAGGCCAGUUUUAUUGCUUCUUUAAUCAGCACAACGGUUUUCAGCUGUGCUAACAUAAUUGCAAAAGGGUUUUCUAAUGAUCAAUUAGCCUUUUAAAAUGAUCAACUUGGAUUAGCAAACACAACGUGCCAUUGGAACACAGGACUGAUGGUUGCUGAUAAUAGGCCUCUGUACGCCUAUGUAGAUAUUCCAUUAAAAAUCAGCCGUUUCCAGCUACAAUAGCCAUUUACAACAUUAACAAUGUCUACACUGUAUUUCUGAUCAAUUUGAUGUUAUUUUAAUGGACAAAAAAAUUGCUUUUCUUUCGAAAACAAGGACAUUUCUAAGUGACCCCAAACUUUUGAACGGUAGUUUAUGUACAGUACCAGUCAAAAGUUUGGACACAACUACUCAUUCAAGGGUUUUUCUUAGUUUUUACUAUUUUCUACAUUGUAGAAUAAUAGUGAAGACAUCAAAACUAUGAAAUAACACAUAUGGAAUCAUGUAGUAACCCAAAAAGUGUUAAACAAAUCAAAAUAUAUUUUAUAUUUGAGAUUCUUCAACUAGCCACCCUUUGCCUUGAUGACAGUUUUGCACACUCUUGGCAUUCUCUCAACCAGCUUCAUGAGGUAGUCAUCUGGAAUGCAUUUCAAUUAACAGGUGUGCCUUCUUAAAAGUUAAUUUGUUGAAUUUCUUUCCUUCUUAAUGCGUUUGAGCCAAUGAAUUGUGUUGUGACAAGGUAGGAGUGGUAUACAGAAGAUAGCCCUAUUUGGUAAAAGACCAAGUCCAUAUUAUGGCAAGAACAGCUCAAAUAAGCAAAGGGAAACGACAGUCCAUCAUUACUUUUAAGACAUGAAGGUCAUUCAAUACGGAACGUUUCAAGUGUAGUCACAAAAACCAUCAAGCGCUAUGAUGAAACUGGCUCUCAUGAGGACCGCCACAGGAAAGGAAGACCCAGAGUUACCUCUGCUGCAGAGGAUAAGUUCAUUAGAGUUAACUGCACCUCAGACUGCAGCCUAAAUAAAUGCUUCACAGAGUUCAAGUAACAGACACAUCUCAACAUCAACUGUUCAGAGGAGGCUGUGUGAAUCAGGCCUUCAUGGUCGAAUUGCUGCAAAGAAAUCACUACUAAAGGACACCAAUAAGAAGAAGAAACUUGCUUGGGCCAAGAAACAUGAGCAAUGGACAUUAGACUGGUGGAAAUCUGUCCUUUGGUCUGAUGAGUGCAAAUUUGAGAUUGUUGGUUCCAUCCGCCGUGUCUUUGUGAGACGCAAAGUAAGUGAACGGAUGAUCUCCGCAUGGGCGGUUCCCACCGUGAAGCAUGGAGGAGGAGGUGUGAUGGUGUGGGGGUGCUUUGCUGGUGACACUGUCUGUGAUUUAUUUCGAAUUCAAGGCACACUUAACCAGCAAUGCUACCACAGCAUUCUGCAGCGAUACACCAUCCCAUCUGGUUUGCGCUUAGUGGGACUAUCAUUUGUUUUUCAACAGGACAAUGACCCAAAACACACCUCCAGGCUGUGUAAGGGCUAUUUGACCAAGAAGGAGAGUGAUGGAGUGCUGCAUCAGAUGACCUGGCCUCCACAAUCACCCGACCCCAACCCAAUUGAGAUGGUUUGGGAUGAGUUGGACGGCAGAGUGAAGGAAAAGCAGCCAACAAUUGCUCAGCAAAUGUGGGAACUCCUUCAAGACUGUUGGAAAAGCAUUCCUCAUGAAGCUGGUUGAGAGAAUGCCAAGAGUGUGCAAAGCUGUCAUCAAGGCAAAGGGUGGCUACUUUGAAGAAUCUAAAAUAUAACAUAUAUUUUGAUUUGUUUAGCACUUUUUGGGGUACUACAUGAUUCCAUAUGUGUUAUUUCAUAGUUUGUAUGUCUGCACUAUUAUUCUACAAUGUAGAAAAUAGUAAAAAUAAAGAAAAACCCUUGAAUGAGUAGGUGUGUCCAAACUUUUGACUGGUGGUGUAUAUCUACAGCGGGUGUUGGUGUUAAGUUGUUGUCUGUUUUUUCCCUCCAUAUUGCCAUCAGCCUGAGCCCAAGACAGUGAAGGUGGACCUGAGACCUGAGAGAGAGCAGGGUCUCUUCUUCGCCUCCACGUGUCUCUUCUCCGCCUCCACUCUAUAUACAGUGAUGAUGCGUUACCGAUACAAUAGUACCCUCAGCCACUGGAGCGACUGGAGCCCAACACAACAGCAGUGUACAGAGGUGGCAGGUGAGAGAGAGAGAGAGAGAUGCAGCAUGGGUUCCAAUGCCCUACUCCUUUAGGAAAAAUAAAGCGAGGAGAGGGAGAACAUGUGACAUAACAAUGUUUUAUGUGCUUUCUAGUGGGAAAAGAAAAGCAGGGAUGUAGAGUAGAGCAUUCUAUUGUCAGCAUAGUGUCCUUUGUUCCUAGUACUAUAAAAUGGUCAAAUAACAAUGAUCUGGGAUAUCUUUUGUAUCUUUUAUCACAUCAAAAUCAGAAAUUGUUGAUAAACCCCAGUUCCUCCUAUUCCCCUCAUAUAGAUCUGUGUGGCUUUUCAAAUGACUCAUGUAGAAUCAUUCUGCUUGUUAAGCUAGAACAGAAGUUGAUUUCUAGCACAUAAAAAUGAAGGGAAGAGGAAAUUCAGCGACCCCCAAAGAGUUGCUGAAUUUCCUCUUCACUUCAGUUUUCUCAGCAAUUCAUGAUCAAUUCAUGACCCUGGUUGGAGAGUGAGGUAGCGGCAGUGUAGCUUUCCCUUAGCACAUGAAAGGGGCAAACUGUGGCUUUUAAAUUAAUGAUAUAUACCCAUCGAUUUUUGAAGAAUUUAACUUAUGCCUCAUGAGCUUAGUUCAACUGUCUAACCUCUUCAGAACCCAAAAUAUAAGCUUGUUUAACUCCUUAAACAAUAUAAUUGUAAACAAACACUGUAUAGCCUCAAAACAUGGUUGAAACUAUCAUUUUGAUAUCAUGAAUGGUCAGUCCUUGCAUCCAUAGCUCUUGUCUAUGAAUUUGAAAGUGGUUACAUUUCUCCAGCCCCAUCCCUCAGCUGUUUACAGAAAGCGGGGUGUCGUUUUGUUAUAGUUAAAACUGCAGAUUGCCCCUUUAAAAGUCACAUGCAAGGUGAAACUGAAAACCAAGCCAAGUUGGCCAUAGUGUGCUUCCUCCUUGACUGCACAGGCUAUUGGGAAAUGUAGUCUGGGCAGACCAUAAAUCUGUAUAUGUAUAUAAGAGCAGAAAUUGUCUGCUUAAAUUAACAUAUUAGUGUGCAUUAAUCUUUUAUACAUCACCUUACAUGUGUGGCAAGGUUUUUGAAUGGAUGUGGUUAGGAGUGUGAUACUAGUGUGGUUUGUGCUAUUUGGUUGUGUUCUCCCCUCUAGCACCCUCUACUGUCCCUCAGCUAUGGAGGACUGUUCAGCCUGUAGGUUGGGCAAACAUGAGACGAGUGACUCUGCUGUGGAAGGUAAGGUGGCACAGAGGAGGCUGGUGGGAGGAGCUAUAGGAGGACGGGGUCAUUGUAGUGGCUGGAAUGGAAUUCAUGGAAUUGUAUCAAACACAUAAAAUAUAUGGAAACCACAUGUUUGACUCACUUCCAUUUAUUCCAUUCCAGCCAUUACAAUGAGCCCAUCCUCUUAUAGUGCCUCCCACCAGCCUCCUCUGAGAUGGCACUAGGGCUAGUUAUUCUGCUCUGUCAGGUCCAUUCCAUUGUAAAGUGUCUAUAUGGGUAUUUUUCUAUAAACAUUCAGUUUGAGUUGUUGUUGUCCUUGUGUGUCUUGCAGUCCCCACCCAGGAGUCAGGUGAAAUGCUCAGUCCCGUGGUUUAACGUGUCCUGCUGUACUGAGGGUUCCCAGAAUGCACUGCAUACAUGGGACUGCAAUGCCCUGAGUGUGUCCGACACUUCCUGUCAUCUGACCCUUCCCCCUGAGCGCUGCUCCUGCACACUGAGCAUGUCCAACCCUGCCGGCACCUCUCCUCCAGCUACCAUCACAAUCCCCAGCACCACAGACACAGGUACACAGACUUGGACUAUAUUUGACCAUUGACGUCAAUACCAUUGCAACAUAUUAAGAUGAUAGCAUUGUGUGGCAGUGUAUAUAUUGAUAUUAAUUUGAACAAAUACCCAGAAACUCUUGCAUAAUUUUAGUUGUAUUGUGUCCAAUGCGUAUCCUCUGUAAAAUGAUAGAGUAUGUCUUACUGAUGGUAUGAUCUCCCAGCACCCAAGGCCCUGGUGGAUGUCAGUGUCACAGCAUUGGAUGAUUCCAGACUGGAGGUGCGAUGGACAGCUCUAGAGUCCCCAUCACUAAGCAGCUUCCUGGUGGAGUGGUGGGCUUUAUCUGAGAGAGCUAACUAUACUCCAUACUGGCAAAGACUGAGCCACAAUGCAAGCAAAAUUAUCAUCAAAGGUAAAUGGGUUGAUUCUAUGCAUCAUUCAGAUAGUUAAUUGUCAUGCCUAUGACUAGGGUACAGCGUUUUCACUGAUCAGGUCACAUGUCACAGGGCCCUCCUACUGUAUGUGUGCCGGGGGAUGUUCUAGUGAUUGUCCUGCCGCCCCCGCCCCCGCCCCCGCCCCUGCCCCCGCCCCGACCAGAUAUGCCCCUGGUGUCACGACUUCCUCCGAGGCUGCCACCUCUCCUUGUUCGGGCAAGCUUCGGCGUUCGUCGUCACCGGCCUUCUAGCCACUGCCGCUCCUCAUCUCAUCAUUCCAUUUGUUUUGUCUUGUUUAUUACACACACCUGGUUCAUAUCCCCUCAUCAGUACCUGUAUAAGUGUUCCCUCUGCCCCCUUGUCUUUGUGUGUGAUUGUUUAUUGUGAGGAUUGUGAAGCUCGGUGGAGCUCCUUGUAUUUUGUAUCGCCGGGUUAUUUUCCCCGUGUUGCCUUGUUUGUUCCAGUGCGCCUGUUUUGCGCACUGGACUGUUUUGACGCUUUACUGUGUACUCUGUAUUCCGGAAUAAAUCCUGUUAUUCUGUGAUUUACCCUCCUGCGCCUGACUCCUUCAAAUCACCCAUCACACCUGGAGGCAGCGGUUCUGUCCCCCCUAUGUAUUUCCCCAUCUCAUAUUCUAACCUAUACCUGUCAAAAUAACUUCCAAAUACUCUGCAAAAUAUGGCCAAAAGACUAAGGGGAUAAUAUCCACCACUUAGUAAAUGGAAAAUGACGGAACAUUUAUUGUGGGGCUUACUUUUCCCCAUCAAGGCACUCUUGAAGAAAGACGGAGAGAUGAACUUGAUGAUCCUUUUGCACCUUAAUGAAGUGCAAAAUGGGAAAAGUAAGCCCAACAAUUAUUUGUUCUACAUUAUACAGUUUGUUUUUCUGCCAGUCAUAGACUACCCUUUUCAAAGAGCACCUUUUACCAAGUCUUCAUGGCCUUGUAGUCUUUACCAGUGGAGGAUGCCGAGGGGAAGAUGGCUCAUAAUAAUGGCUGGAAUGGAGUCAAUGGAGUGGUAUCAACCACAUGGAAACCACGUCUUUGAUGUGUUUGAUACCAUUCCAUUGACAAAUUCCAGCCAUUAUUACGACCCGUCCUCCCCUCAGCAGCCUCCAAUGGUCUUUACCCAUUCGAGUGCAGCAGCAUAUCGUUUUUUCUUCCCAAAAAAUAUAUACUGAACAAAAAUAUAAACGCAACAUGUAAAGUGUUGGUCCCAUGUUUCAUGAGCUAAAAUAAAAGAUCCAGAAAUGUUCCAUAUGCACAAAAAGCGUAUUUCUGUCAAGUUGUGUGCAAAAAUGUGUUUACAUCCCUGUUAUUGAGCAUUUCUCCAUUGCCAAGGUAAUUCAUCCACCUGACAGGUGUGGCAUAUGAAGAAACUGAUUAAACAGCAUGGUCAUUACACAGGUGCACCUUGUGCUGGGGACAAUAAAAGGCCACUCUAAAAUGUGCAGUUUUGUCAUACAACACAAUGCCUUAGACGUCUCAAGUUGAGGGAGCGUGCAAUUGGCAUGCUAACUGCAGGAAUGUCCACCAGAACUGUUGCCAGAGAAUUGAAUGUUCAUUUCUCUACCAUAAGCCGCCUCCAACGUCGUUUUAGAGAAUUUGGCAGUAUGUCCAUCCGGCCUCAUAUCCGCAGACCACGUGUAACCACGCCAGUCCAGACCUCCACAUCCAGCUUAUUCACCUGUGGAAUCGUCUGAGACCAGCCAGUCGGACAGCUGAUGAAAAUGUGGGUUUGCACAACCGAAGAAUUUCUGCACACUGUCAGAAACCAUCUCAGGGAAGCUCAUCUGCGUGCUUGUCAUCCUCACCAGGGUCUUGACCUGACUGUAGUUCGGCGUCGUAACCGACGUCAGUGGGCAAAUGCUCAUAUUCGAUGGCCAAUGGCACGCUGGUGAAGUGUGUUCUUCACGGAUGAAUCCCGGUUUCAACUGUACCGGGCAGAUGGCAGACAGCGUGUAUGGCAUCGUGUGGGUGAGCAGUUUGCUGAUGUCAACGUUGUGAACAGAGUGACCCAUGGUGGCGGUGGGGUUAUGGUAUGGGCAGGCAUAAGCUACGGACAAUGAACACAAUUGCAUUUUAUCGAUUGGCAAUUUGAAUACACAGAGAUACCGUGACGAGAUCCUGAGGCCCAUUGUCGUGCCAUUCAUCCGCCGCCAUCACCUCAUGUUUCAGCAUGAUAAUGCACGGCCCCAUGACGCAAUGAUCUAUCUGUACACAAUUCCUGGAAGCUGAAAAUGUCCCAGUUCUUCCAUGGCCUGCAUACUCACCAGACAUUUUUACAGUAUAUGUUGUAUCUACAAAGACUUGACAGACAAGUAUGUGCUGUUGCAUGGGAUUACAUUCUUAAGAUGGGUGUGAGUAAUGUGCGACCAUAUACCCAUUGUUGUCAGAGGGCGUGUGGCCAAAACUGUGCUACAGGGUGACUGUCAGGCCUGAGUAUGAUGCAGAGACUGGGGAGGAGCUGUCAGUACAAGCCUACACCAGGCAAGAAGGUAAAACACACACAACAACAACCUACUCUAUAUCCUAGGCUUUAGCUCAUUCAUUGAUUUGUCAAUAGCUGCCACCAUAAUACAUGACCUUUUAUGUGGAUGUAUUGUACACCUUUAUACUCACACUUUUACACUGACUCUUCAGCCCCCUCUGCUGGCCCCAAGCCAGUGGUGCAGGAGCUGAGCAGCAGUGCUGUUGUCCUGCAGUGGGAGCCUGUUCCUCUGGAGCAGAGGCAUGGCUUCAUCCGCUACUACACCCUCUACAUCCAGAGUGAAGAGGAAACUCCAGAGGUUGUUGUGGUGCCAGGAGACAGGCUGAGGUACCAGUUGAGUGGUUUGUCUGGACUGUACAGGAUCCACAUGGUGGCUCACACUGAUGCAGGAGGGAGUCCUCCUGGUCCAAUGCUCGAUGUGGCUGUAGGUGAGGACUAAGACAGGCUGAGAUGUUGGAACUGUUCUAUUGACUUACCUCCAUUGGAGUGGACAGUUGUGCAUUAAUUUGUGUGUGUACGUGUGUGUGUGUUCCAAUCUAGGGGGCAUUGGUUUGGCGGACACCAUCCUGUGGUGUUCCAUUCCUACUGUGCUCACCAUCCUGAUACUGCUGAACUGCCUACAGUGGAGACAGAGGUGA